This is a messenger RNA of Contarinia nasturtii (swede midge), 2114 nucleotides long. RefSeq names its product protein artichoke-like. Gene Ontology annotation, molecular function: protein binding. Lineage: Eukaryota; Metazoa; Arthropoda; Insecta; Diptera; Cecidomyiidae. The transcript is spliced from 3 exons. The coding region runs from base 1 to 2088 and encodes 695 amino acids. The record is from RefSeq and is a predicted model, not a curated record.
AUGUUUAGAAAUUUUAAAAACUUGGAAACGCUCAAGUUGGAAGGAAACGAUUUGAAAGAGGUUGACACCAUCACUCGGACACACUUCCCACAGUUGACGUCGUUGGGUCUUUCGAAAAACAACUUCACUUGUCGUUAUUUGGCGAAAUUUUUACUCCCAUGGCAGAAUUUGGAACUUUUCCACAAUCCGUCACCAAAUCAAACGCAUAUCGAUGGAGUUGGUUGUUUCAAUGAAAUGAGCUAUGUUAGUACUGAAACAACAAAAAUGCCUGAAACAACAACUGAACUCAUCAAGAGAUCAAACUCUACCAUGAAACAUUCAACCGAAAAGACAGAAAUUGAAGAUAAGCCAGUCACGCGUUUUGAUUGCGAUCUCUUUUCAUCGAAAAACCAAUCUGAAACAGAGCAAGUUUCCUGCGAUCACAUCGAAGAAAUUGACACGAGUUGCAUGGGUUAUGCAUUACAAAUCAACGUGAACAACGAUGAUGAAAUGGUCAUCCGAUUAUCGCAAAGUAAUUUCCAGUUGCGUUGCUCCAAAAAACAAUUUCAAAAACUAAAGUAUUUCAAUAUCUCUGGAAAUCAACUGCAAAAUGCGCCACAAAUUAUCGCAUUACUCGGAUCACCAAUCGAAACACUGGAUGUAUCAUCAAAUUUCAUUGGAGAAUUAAAAGUCCAUCUAUUUGAAAGAUUCACCAAUUUGAAAUAUUUGAAUUUGAGUCACACCAAUUUAUCAAAUUUUGGCUUCAGCACAUUUUACCAUCAACGUAACCUACUAGUACUUGAUCUUUCCUUUAACCAUUUGAAGAAGGUCGAUUUCAAUUUACUAAUGCGAAAUUUCAAGGAACUGAUAACACUCAAUCUGGAAGGAAAUGAUUUAAUUGAAGUAGACACAGUCAAUCGAAAAAUUUUCCCCAAACUAGGUUCUUUGGGUAUUUCAAAAAAUAAAUUUUCUUGCCAAUACUUGAGCAACUUUUUACUGCAAUGGGAUAAUUUACAUUUACUCUAUAAUCCAUCGAAUCAAACGAACAUUGAUGGAAUCGAUUGUCAGCAUGAUGAACAACUUACCAAAAAUAACAACGAAAUGACGCCGGAUAAGUCUGGAUUUCCAACAAGAUUUGAAUUUUUAACUGCGACCGAUUUGAAAUUUACGUAUUUAAAGACAUUGAAAGCAUAUUACAAUAAAUUAACCAAUAUUUCGGGAUCUAUUUUUGCUCACGCACCAAAUUUGGAAGAAAUUGACUUCUCCCGCAACGACAUCAAUGUACUGCAUCAAAAUGAUUUUAAAGGAGCAACUAAACUUUCGAAAAUUAAAUUCUCACAUAACAAUAUAUCAAUGUUAGAAGCAGCAUUAUUUGCUAAUAACCUUGAAUUAACUGAAAUAGAUUUUUCCAACAACAAUAUCAAUGUACUUCAUGAAAAUGAUUUUAAAGGAGCAACAAAACUGUCGAUAAUCAAUUUUCAGUAUAACAAUAUAUCAAUCUUGGAAUCAGGAAUAUUCGCCAAUACUACAGAUUUAACUGAAAUUUACCUAUCUGAAAACAAAAUAUCAAUUUUGGAUGUGGAAAUAUUUUCUAAAUUGAAUUAUGGAACGAGAUACUUCGAUAGCUUAACGUUUCUAAAUAUUUCAAACAAUCAACUCGAAAAUACCAUAGGCAUCAUAAGGUCAUUGAGUUCAAAGAUCGAAUCAUUGGAUAUUUCAUCGAAUUAUGUCGGAGCAUUGGAUGAGAAUAUCUUCAAAAUAUUCACCAAUUUGAAGUAUUUAAAUUUAAGAAACACCAGUCUCGUCACCAUUAUUUUCUAUGUAUUUCGUCCGCUAUUGUUUCCAGAAAAUGAGCACAAAUUAGAGACAGUUGUGUUGGACGAAAAUCCAAUCAAACAUUUGGAUGAAAAUUUAUUUCUGCUCGUUGUGAAUUCAGUGGAAUUACAUCUUUCAUGCGACCAUGUUGAAGCCAUUGAUACGAAUUGCCUAGCGAGUUCACUGAGCAUCGAUUUGAAUGAGAAUGAUGCCAUUUUUGGCGUAUCCGGCGACAAGUUAAAAUUAAAAUGUUCUAAGGAUACAUUUAAGCAAUUAAAAAGCUUCAAAACCUAGAAUAAUCAACUGAAAAAUGGAUCGGA